ACGUCCCAGGCCCCCGCCUCCUUCUCCCCAGCUUUCAAAGGGCGCUUGGGGGCUGCGGGGCUGGAGCUUCCGUCUGCAGCCCGGGGGCCUUGCCUUCACCUGCGGGCCGCCGGGCCACGGGUGCGCGCGGGCUCUUCCGGGUCCCGCCCCGCGCCCCCGGGAACAGGUGCCGGGACUGCUUGCGGCCUUUAGCCGCACGCGCGGAGGUGGGAUCAAGGAGCGCAGGGCGGCCACAUGGAGAGCGGCGGCGGGACUCUCCCCGCUGGGGCGCUUGGGGUGGCGACCGAGUCGCCACGGUGCCCGCUGCCGCCGGGAGCCGAGGCCACGGCGGAGCCCGACGGGGCGGCCGAGGGCGCUGGGAGCGGCAGCGGGGGCGAGGACGGGGACGCGCCGCGGCGGGCUCUGCGGGCAGUAUACGUGCGCAGCGAGAGCCCCCAGGGCGGCGCGGCUGGCGGCCACGAGGCGGGGGCGCGGCUGUGCUUGCUGCGGGCCUGCGAGGCCGAGGGCGCCCACUUCACCUCCGUACCCUUCGGGGAGCUUGACUUCGGGGAGACAGCUGUGCUCGACGCCUUCUACGACGCCGAUGUCGCCGUGGUGGACAUGAGUGAUGUCUCCAGACAGCCUUCGCUCUUUUACCAUCUCGGGGUCCGAGAAAGCUUUGACAUGGCCAAUAAUGUGAUCCUUUACCACGACACCGAUGCUGACACUGCUCUUUCAUUGAAGGAUAUGGUAACUCAGAAAAACACAGCAUCCAGUGGAAAUUAUUAUUUCAUCCCGUACAUCGUGACACCAUGUGCUGAUUAUUUCUGCUGCGAGAGUGAUGCCCAGAAGCGUGCCUCGGAAUACAUGCAGCCCAACUGGGACACCAUCCUGGGCCCGCUGUGCGUGCCCCUGGUGGACAGGUUUAUCAGCCUCCUCAAGGACAUCCACGUGACCUCAUGUGCUUAUUACAAAGAAGCCUUGUUAAACGACAUCCGGAGAGCCCGAGAGAAAUACCAGGGUGAUGAACUGGCGAAGGAGCUGGCUCGGAUCAAGCUCCGCAUGGACAACACCGAGGUUCUGACCCCAGACAUCAUCAUUAAUUUACUGCUAUCCUACCGAGACAUCCAGGACUAUGAUGCUAUGGUGAAGCUAGUAGAAACACUAAAAAUGCUGCCUACGUGUGACUUGGCCGAUCAGCAUAAUAUUAAAUUCCAUUAUGCAUUUGCACUGAACAGGAGAAACAGUGCGGGUGACCGUGAGAAGGCUCUGCAGGUCAUGCUCCAAGUUCUGCAGAGCUGUGACCGCCCGGCCCCCGACAUGUUCUGCCUGUGUGGGAGGAUCUACAAGGACAUCUUCUUGGAUUCGGACUGCAAAGAUGGCACCAGCCGAGACCGCGCCAUUGAGUGGUAUCGCAGAGGAUUUGCGCUCCAGUCAUCUCUCUAUUCAGGAAUUAACCUGGCAAUUUUGCUGAUAGUUGCAGGACAGCAAUUUGAAACUUCCAUGGAACUAAGGAAAAUAGGUGUCCGGCUAAACAGUUUAUUGGGAAGAAAAGGGAGCUUGGAGAAAAUGAACCAUUACUGGGAUGUGGGUCAGUUCUUCAACGUCAGCAUGUUGGCCAAUGAUGUCGGGAAGGCUGUCCAGGCGGCAGAGAGGUUGUUCAAACUGAAACCUCCAGUCUGGUACCUCCGAUCAUUAGUUCAGAACUUGUUACUAAUUCAGCGCUUCAGGAAACCCAUUAUUGAACAUUCACCCAGGCAAGAACGGCUUAACUUCUGGCUAGAUAUAAUAUUUGAGGCAACAAAUGAAGUUGCUAAUGGACUCAGAUUUCCAGUGCUGGUGAUAGAACCAACCAAAGUCUACCAGCCUUCAUAUGUUUCUAUAAACAGUGACGCUGAGGAGAAGACGGUUUUCCUGUGGCAUGUCUCACCCACAGAAAUGAAACAAAUUCAUGAAUGGAACUUUACAGCUUCUUCCAUUAGGGGAAUAAGCAUAUCAAAGUUUGAUGAACGGUGUUGUUUUCUUUAUGUCCAUGAUAAUUCUGAUGACUUUCAAAUCUACUUCUCCACUGAAGACCAGUGUAGUAGGUUUUGCGCUUUGGUCAAAGAGAUGAUAAGCAACACAAUGGGUAGUACAGUGGAGCUGGAGGGGGAAACCGAUGGGGACACCUUAGAGUAUGAGUAUGACCACAAUGCCAACGGCGAUAGGGUCGUGCUGGGGAAAGGCACGUACGGGAUCGUGUAUGCCGGAAGAGACCUGAGCAACCAAGUGCGAAUAGCCAUCAAGGAAAUCCCAGAGAGAGACAGCAGGUACUCGCAGCCCCUGCAUGAGGAGAUAGCUCUGCAUAAGUACCUCAAGCACCGCAAUAUCGUUCAGUACCUGGGCUCUGUCUCCGAAGAUGGCUACAUUAAGAUAUUUAUGGAGCAGGUGCCUGGGGGAAGCCUUUCUGCUCUUUUGCGAUCAAAAUGGGGGCCAAUGAAGGAGCCCACCAUCAAGUUUUACACCAAGCAGAUCCUGGAAGGCCUUAAGUAUCUCCACGAAAACCAGAUUGUGCACAGAGACAUCAAGGGUGACAACGUUCUGGUGAAUACCUACAGUGGAGUGGUGAAAAUCUCUGAUUUUGGAACCUCCAAGCGUCUUGCAGGAGUGAAUCCAUGCACCGAGACUUUUGCUGGCACUCUGCAGUACAUGGCACCUGAGAUCAUCGAUCAAGGACCUCGCGGGUACGGCGCCCCGGCGGAUAUCUGGUCCCUGGGCUGCACCAUCAUUGAGAUGGCCACCAGCAGGCCUCCGUUCGAUGAGCUCGGUGAGCCGCAGGCAGCAAUGUUCAAAGUGGGGAUGUUUAAGAUCCACCCUGAGAUUCCAGGAGCCCUUUCAGCUGACGCCAGAGCAUUCAUUUUAUCCUGUUUUGAGCCUGACCCCCACAAACGUGCCACUGCUGCCGAGCUGCUCAAAGAGGGUUUCUUAAGGCAGGUGAACAAGGGCAAGAAGAACCAAAUUGCUUUCAAGCCAGCAGAGGGUACCCGGGGCACCACCCUGGCCCUGCCCACGUCUGGGGAGCCCAUGGGCAGCAGCAGCAGCAGUGACCACGGCUCUGUCUCCCCGGACUCUGAUGCACGGAUGGACGCGUUCUUCGAGAAGGCCCGGGCACCCAAGCACCGGCUCAGCCCCCUGCAUAGCGUUCCAGAUGAGAGCGCAGCCUCCUCCCCGGAGGACAGGGACCCGGGCCUCUUCCUGCUGCGCAAAGACAGUGAGUGCCGCGCCAUGCUGUACAAAAUCCUCUGGGAGGAGCAGAACCAGGUGGCUUCCAACCUGCAGGAGUGCGUGGUCCAGAGUUCAGAAGACUUGCAUCUCUCAGCCGGCCACAUCAAGCAAAUAAUUGGGAUCCUGAGGGACUUCAUCCGCUCCCCGGAGCACAGAGUGAUGGCAUCCACGAUAUCAAAGCUAAAGAUGGACCUGGACUUUGACAGCUCGUCCAUCAAUCAGAUUCAUCUAGUACUGUUUGGAUUUCAGGAUGCUGUGAAUAAAGUUUUGAGGAACCAUUUAAUUAGGCCCCACUGGAUGUUUGCAAUGGACACCAUCAUCCGGCGAGCGGUGCAGGCUGCGGUCAGCAUUCUCAUCCCGGAGCUCCGAGCCCACUUCGAGCCCACGUCGGAGACCGAAGGGGAGGAGAAGGACCCAGAUGAGGUGGAGGACGACUCUCCCCCCGCAGACCUGCCCGGGAGUGAAGGGCACGCGGCAUACCGAGGGAGCAGCCCCCCGUCAGCGGGCGCCCCAGAGCCACAGCCCCAGCAGCUCCACCACCGGCACCUGAGCCUCCAGCUGGGCCAGCUCAGGCAAGAAACCAACAGACUUUUGGAACACCUAGUUCAGAAAGAGAGAGAGUACCAGAAUCUUCUACAGCAAACCCUAGAGCAGAAAACUCAAGAAUUAUAUCAUCUUCAGUUACAGUUCAAAUCUAAUGAUACUCCAGAGAACCCAGCAUCCCCACCUGGGUCUCAUGGGCAGAAAACAGAUAAAGAGCUUGUAGACUGGUUACAAGAGAAAGGAGCAGAUGCGAGUACAAUAGAAAAGAUUGUUGAAGAGGGCUAUACGCUUUCUGAUAUUCUAAAUGAUAUCACUAAGGAAGAUCUAAGACACCUUAGACUACGUGGCGGUCUCCUCUGCAGGCUCUGGACAGCAGUCUCCCAGUACAGAAGAAAGGCUCAGGGGUCCCUGGCCUCACAAGAUGAGGCUGAAACUGUCAGCUAAGCCAGGGAAUAGAGGGAGCCAAGAGCUGUCAUCUUUGUUUAAACUUCUGUUAA
Molecule: messenger RNA, 4283 nt
Organism: Panthera uncia (snow leopard)
Lineage: Eukaryota; Metazoa; Chordata; Mammalia; Carnivora; Felidae
Gene: MAP3K15
Product: mitogen-activated protein kinase kinase kinase 15
Exons: 29
Coding region: 235-4230 (1331 amino acids)
Biological process (GO): MAPK cascade; protein phosphorylation; cellular response to stress
Molecular function (GO): MAP kinase kinase kinase activity; ATP binding
Source: RefSeq, a predicted model, not a curated record